Prorocentrum cordatum is the source of this 2749-nucleotide messenger RNA. The record is from the annotation of a GenBank genome assembly. Lineage: Eukaryota; Dinophyceae; Prorocentrales; Prorocentraceae.
AGCAGCCGCACCUUAGGGGCCGCUCGGAGAAUAGCAAGUCCGUGCUGUAGUCGAUGUCCUAUCCGACCUCGGGCCCCGCCCCUCGGGGCCCCAUCCCUUUCACCGCCGAGAAGGUGCCCGUGGGCGCGGCGCCCUCCGCCGACCCCGAGCGGCACCACAGCCGCCGCCCGGCCGCGGCCUGGGCGCCGCCGGCCAGCGCCGCGCACUCUGCGGGCCUCCCCGCGGGCGCCGCAGCGCCGACGGGCGCGAACGAGAGCGCCGGGGCGGGGGCCGCCCGCGAGCAGGCGGCCUCCAAGGCCGACGACGACGGGCCCUUCUUCAUGAAGCUCGGCUUCCUCGGCAGGGUCGUGGCCCUGCUCGUUGCCUUCCAGCUCCUCGCCGCGGUCGCGUUCGAGUGGUCGCACCAGCAGUGGUCGGGCGUGGACGUGAACGAGCCACUGCCUUCGGUGCCGGAGGGGCAGCGCCCCAGCGUCGACGGGCUCUUCACGGGCUUCCGCCACCUGGCGGCGCCGUACUUCUCGGACCGCAGGAACACCAAGGGCCGCGUUUGCUGCUACACGAUCGUGGCCCUUGGGCUUCUGGGGCUUUUCCUGGCGUACGUCCACAACGCAUGGCACAAGGAUUGGUGGGACCUGUUCCAGAAGGGCGACUCCUCGAGGUUCCCGAGCCUGAUGGGGAUCUACAUCGUUAUCGUCGUGGCCGUUGUGCUUACGAGGGUGUACGUGGCAUACGUGCGGUCGUGGCUCUACAUUGAUUGGCGAGAGCACAUGACCCAGCGCUUGGCGCAGAGGUGGCUCGUUGGCCACACGCACUUUCUCAUGCAGGUCGGCCCACAGUCCCGCCAGCAUGUGCAACGCGUGGACAAUCCGGACCAGCGGCUGCAAGAGGACGUAAACCUCUUCGUAAGUUCGGCCCUGGACAUUUGUCCCAAUUUCUUGAACUCAGCGGGCAGCCUUUUCGUCUUCGUGCCCGUUGUCCUGAACAACGAGCCAGAGUCGGCCUUCGGGGUCCCUGGCGUCCACUUCCCUGGCUGGCUGCUAGCCAUGGCUGUUGCAUACUCCUUCAUUGGCGGGAUGUGCACGCACUUGAUCGGAUGGCCUAUGAUCACCUAUAGCUUCGCUCGGCAGCGCUACGAGGCUGACUUCCGAAACCUCGCCAUACACAUCCGGGACAAUUCCCAGAGCGUUGCGCUUUACAAUUCGGAAGCCACCGAGAGGAGCGGCCUGCAGCGGCAGUUUGACCGCAUCAAGCUGGUGCAGUGGAGACAAAUGAUAUUGGAGAAGCGCCUCGCCUUCUUCACCAGUGCGUACGACUACGUCCAGUUCCUGGUCCCCUUCUUCAUACUCGCGCCGAGCUACUUCAAGAAGGAGAUAUCGUUGGGGGACCUGUUCCAGCUGACCGGAGCGAUCGGCAGCGUCGCCAACUCCUUCGACUGGUUCAUGCGCAUCUACGGGCCUCUCUCCGACUGGCGGGCCACCGCGGACCGUCUGCUGUCCUUCGAGAGGGCCAUUCUGGACGUGCACGCGCAGUCCGCACGCGGGAAGCCUGCCAGGGCCAGUGUGGGGCUAGAGCGCGACGGGCCGGAGCGCCCAGCUCUGGAGCAGGCCAGCGAGCCCGGCUGGCUGCGUGCCGACAUCGCGCGGGUGGACUUGCCGAGCGGGGAGACGCUCUGGCGCGACGUAAGCAUCGCUGUGAAGGCGGGGCAGCGGCUGCUCAUCUCGGGCCCAGAGGGCACCGGCAAGAGCGUCCUCUUCAAGGCCCUGGCCGGCAUCUGGCCGCACACCGCGGGCAGCCGCGUGCACCUCCCCGCGCGCUCGUCCGAGGUGCUCUUCGUCCCGCAGCGGCCCGCGCUGCCCAAGCGCUGCACCCUGGCGGAGGCCCUCGCCUACCCGGAGGCCGCGGGCACGUACAGGGAGGAGGCCCUGCUACAGGCCCUGUGCGACGUCCGGCUGGAGGAGCUGGCGGCGGACGCGCCGCUGUCCGACGAAAGCACGGCGCCGGGCGACGCGAAAGUCGCGCCGCCGCGGGACGGCCUCGAGCAGGAGCACGCCGGCACGGGGCCCGAGAAGGUCGGGUUGCGCGCGCUGCGGCAGGUGGACGAGUGGAGCUCCCGACUGUCCCCAGGGCAGCAGCAGCGGCUCGCAUUCGGGCACGCGCUGCUGCGGAAGCCCAGGGUGCUCUUUCUGGACGAGGCGACCAGCAACGUGAGCAAGCAGGCGGCCCUCGAGCUGUACGAGACGGCGACGAGGCAGCUCGACGGGGUCACGAUCGUCUCGAUCUCGCACGACGUGGCGACCCUGGAGCCCCUGCACGACGUGCACGUCGCCGUCAAGGGCGAGGGCGCGGAGAAGGAGCUGGUGGUGCUCAAGGGGGACUCGCUCGCCUCGAGCUCGUCGGGUGCCGUGGUGAGGUAGCAGGGGCGCGGAUCGCGGCCCGACCUGCGCGUCGCUUGCAGGCCGUUAGUCCGCGUGCACCAGCGGCGUGCGGUGCCCGCCAGCGGCCGAGCGCCUCGGGACUGGGAGGGUCCGCGUGGCCGCGGACCCCGGCGCGGGCGCGCCAGAAGCGAGAGUGCAGCCGCUGACGCCGCCCCCCUGGUCCUGACUCCCGCCUCUCCCGUCGCCGCUCCCAGCGCGGCUCCUGCCCCUCGCCAUCGGCUGCCCAGCUUCGCGCGCGUUCGCACGCCGUGGGCUCCAGGUCCCAGACCUCCUCCACCUCCUCCUCCCUCUCCUCCUCCUCCUCCUCCUCCUCC